Messenger RNA from Linnemannia hyalina, 501 nucleotides. Lineage: Eukaryota; Fungi; Mortierellomycota; Mortierellomycetes; Mortierellales; Mortierellaceae. The record is from the annotation of a GenBank genome assembly.
AUGCGUCUCACUCCCUUCUCUGCCCUUUCCAUUCUCGCUCUCUGUCUGAUCCAGAUCGAAGCUGGAAAAGUUAACAUUGUCCGUAUCGACCCCAAGAAGGACUUAGUCUGCCUUAUCCUUCCGCCUCCCGGCAUGAUCAUUGGCGACACCGAGCAAGACGGCCAUGUCCAGUGCACUGAUGGCAACCCCCAGUUGUUGCCCUCCAAUUUCUUUAUCUGGAAGAAAUUCCAGAGCAACGGCAACUACGUCCAAGCUUGGGGUAUGAUGAACGACAAAAGCGUGGGUCUUCGCUCAGACGACGGCGGCGGACAGUACGACACCCACCGUGACUCUGGCGUCAACGAGGCCCCAGGCUAUGCUGUCUUUGUCGAACUCCUCGAGCCUGAUAGUAGACGCUGGUGCAUCCGCUUCUGCCCUAAAGGAAAAGAGCAUUAUUGCAACAUGGGAAAGAGCACCUAUGGAUGCGAAGGUGCUUUGGGCAUCACCGACUGGAGUUCUUAA